GGCUUGUUUGAGGUCAAAUCUGUUUCUGCUUCAUCUUCAUCCAAUCAGCCACGACCAUCUCACAGCUAAGCAUCAGUGGCGCUGCGAGAUCGACGAUCUCGCUCCACCGUCCAUAUCCGGGAAUAGACUGUACUGUACCACCCCCCGGGGGGGCCGGGGCGGGCAGUGCAAGGCGGCAAGUGGCGAACAACAAUUUCUACAAUUUCCACUGGGCGGCUGUGCGACAACUCACACAUGCGUCCCGCAUCGCGUACUCUGAGGAAGUCCACCGUAUGGAUGUACCUCCUAGACAUGUUCGAGUACAGAGUACACACGUCCUUUCCCGUCCUCGCUCUCGUGCAACACCUGCAACACCUGCAACACGGCUCGUCAUCUCCUCGUUACGAUUUGGCUGGUCGUUAUAACGGUGACGUCCCCCAUUUUCUCUCCAGCCUCCGUAUUCCUCCCUCAAACAACCCUUCUUGACACUCGAGCCUCUUUUAUGCUCGUCUUUCACUCGUUCGAAUCUGUUUUUGUAAUCACUGGCCAACUCAUUCGUUGGGGUCAUCGUGUGUCUUGUUAACAUCGUGUGCCUUGUUAAUUCACCCUCGCCGUCCCCUCACUCAUUUCGGGCUCGUGCAACGCAACAAACAAAUCCCAUUCCACUGCCCCAAUCCAAACCUCUUUCAUCACCAGGAUCAUCAAGAUGAAGUCUUUCACCAUGACCGCCGCGUUGGCCUUUGCCACCAGCGUCACUGCCGUGCCGAGCAACGUUUCCCCCAACGACCUCAGGCCGAGAGCAACUCUCGAGGCCAUCACCGUGAAGGGUAACGCCUUCUUCAAGGGCAGCGAGCGCUUCUACAUCCGUGGUAUCGACUACCAGCCAGGCGGAUCUGCCGACGCGAAGGACCCCCUCGCAGAUGAUGUGAUCUGCAAGCGCGACAUCGCUGAGUUCAAGAAGCUGGGAGCCAACGUCGUCCGUGUCUACACUGUUGACAACACCAAGGACCACACCACCUGCAUGGGUCUCCUCGCCGAUGCCGGUAUCUACUUGGUCUUGGACGCCAGCACACCAAAAUACUCCAUCAACCGUGCUGACCCUCUGCCAUCUUACAACGCUGUCUACCUCCAGUCUCUCUUUGCUACCAUUGACGAGUUCGCCAAGUACACCAACACCUUGGCUUUCUUCAGCGGCAAUGAAGUCAUCAACGACGGCACCACCACCGAGGCUGCUCCCUACGUCAAGGCCACCACCAGAGAUAUGCGCGCGUACAUCAAGGCCAAGGGACUCCGCAAGAUCCCCGUCGGAUACUCCGCCGCGGAUGUUUCCGAGAACCGCAUGGACAUGGCUCACUACAUGAACUGCGGUUCCGACGAUGAGCGCAGCGACUUCUUCGCCUUCAACGACUACUCAUGGUGUGCCCCCAACACCUUCACCGGUGCCGGCUGGGACCAGAAGGUCAAGAACUUCACCGACUAUGGCGUCCCCAUCUUCCUGUCCGAGUACGGUUGCAUCAAGCCUGGCCCACGUACGUUCGAGGAGGUCAAGUCUCUGUACAGUACCGACAUGACCGCUGUCUACUCUGGUGGUCUUGUUUACGAGUACUCCGAGGAGGGCUCCGGCUACGGACUCGUCAAGAUCAAGGACACCACGUCGGUCUCUGAGCUCUCUGGGUUCAACUACCUGAAGAACGCCUUUGCCAGCACCCCGGCCCCAACCGGAGACGGUGGAUAUUCUACCAAGGGCACGGCCUCCCAGUGCCCACCCAAGUCGUCGAACUGGAACGUUACUACCUCAGAUCUCCCUACCAUCCCCAAGAAGGCUCAGGAGUACAUGACGAGCGAUGUUGGAAAGGGACCAGGCUUGAAGGGAGCUGGAUCCCAGACCUCCGGAGCUGAUGGCAUCUCGUCUGAUGGAAGCGGAACCCCCACCAGUGGCACCCAUGGACAGACCUCUAAGGCUGCCGCUAACGGACUCGUUGCCCCUAUCGACUUCAAGGCCGCAUAUACCGGCAUGGUUGUCAUCGGAUGCUUCUUGGGUGGCGGGCUCCUGUUGUAGUGAAUUACGUUUUUUUUUGUUGGAGGGAUAGUUGCUUCAGGUCAGAGCGAGCGUACUGCAUUGUACAGCUGCGAAGAGCGAAUGUUAGCGCCUCCCUAUGUAUUCUAGCCAAGAUUAGGAAUGAAAUAUUCUGAUAUAAA
Molecule: messenger RNA, 2178 nt
Organism: Pseudogymnoascus destructans
Lineage: Eukaryota; Fungi; Ascomycota; Leotiomycetes; Thelebolales; Thelebolaceae
Gene: GEL1
Product: beta-glucanosyltransferase
Exons: 2
Coding region: 686-2038 (450 amino acids)
Biological process (GO): fungal-type cell wall (1->3)-beta-D-glucan biosynthetic process
Cellular component (GO): cytoplasm; fungal-type cell wall
Molecular function (GO): 1,3-beta-glucanosyltransferase activity
Source: RefSeq, a predicted model, not a curated record